AAACAGGGAUGGGGUUCGGAUGAAAUACAGGCCAUCCCCAUCCAUCUGGUCGCCAUCUGCCAAGAGACGGGAGGGACACAGAGUGGCCGACCAGGCCUGCAGCAGGAGUGCUGGGCGCGGGUGCUGGCUCAGCCACCUCCUCCCACCCCCCGGCUUGGGCCUCGGUGCAUCCCUGAGCUCGGACGCGGCUUGGGCUUGGGACCUCCGCGGCCUGGGGCUUGUGCUGCUCACCGGGACCGCUGCCUCGGUACAGGAAGGACCAGGGCAGCCCCAGCGCAGGUGGAGGAAUCCUGUAAGAUCACCGGUCCUGCUCUUUAAAUUGGCAGACUUGUUUCUCCUGCCUCACUGCUGCUUUAUGCUGGACAUCAUGGCUGACCCUACAGCAGAAGAACAGGUCUCCAAAAUGAGUGAACUUUGUCCUGAAUGUGGCCAGUUUCACCUGUUAUCAGAAAAUCAUCUUUAUAAUUUCCAGGAUGAAGUGGAUGAUGAAUUGAUUUGCCAUAUCUGCCUUCAGCCUUUGGUUCACCCUAUGGAUACCCCGUGUGGACACACGUACUGUUUCAGGUGCCUUGAGAACUUCAUGCAGGAGCAUAAUUUUUGCCCCAUGGAUCGCAAAAAACUGUGCUUCCAGCAUUGUCGAAAGUCCAGCCUUCUAGUAAGGAACCUGUUGGAUAAGCUGAUUGUCCUCUGUCCUUUCCACACGCUAUGCCAGGAGACCAUGCAGAGGUGUCAGCUGGAAGCUCAUCUACAGAACAGGUGUCUUGGCUUCAAGAAAUACAGAUCUGAACUAGAAAGAAGAAAGAAUCCCCACUCCAAAGGGAAGGAAGAGCCUGUUAUCAGUGUGGACACAAGUGCUGCCAAAGAGCCAGGUCUCUCAAAUGGAGGGUCGUCAUUGGUGGCAGAAAGCUCUAUGGCAGCUGUUGUAUCUCUAGGGACAGCGGAGCCUGGACUGGUUAAUCCAGCAUUUGAGGAGGGUGAAGAAGACCUGCCUCAGAGAGCUAGCCUUGUGGCCGAAACCAGCACCAUUGAAAUUCAACGAGAAGACCCAGAGGAAGAACUUGGAAUGAGGAUAGUUGGGGGUAAAGAUACCCCUCUGGGGAACAUUGUGGUUCAGGAAAUCCUUCGGGAUUCUGUUGUUGCUACGGAUGGACGAAUAGCACCUGGAGACCACAUUCUCGAGGUGAACGGCGUCAACAUCAGCAAUGUGACUCACUGCCAAGCGGUCUCUUUGCUGCGCCAUCCAGGUUCAGUUCUCCACUUGGUGAUCCUACAGGAGAAGGGGUUUUCCCCCAGGACUGUCCAGCAGGACUCCAGCCCUGCUGUAAACCGGGAAGUGAUUCAUGUUACCCUGAUGAAGAGAGACCGAUCAGAGCCCCUGGGAAUCAAACUGAUUAGGAAGACAGAUGAGCCGGGGAUUUUUAUUCUAGAUUUGCUGGAUGGAGGCUUGGCAGCCAAAAACGGGAAGCUGAGCCAGAACGACAGAGUCCUUUCUAUAAACGGCCAGGACCUGAGGCAAGGAACACCCGAGACUGCUGCACAGAUAAUCCAGGCCAGUGAGACAAGAGUGAACUUUGUGGUCCUCCGGCAAUCUGGCACACAGCUGGUAGAUACUGUUGAUGAUGGCAGCACACCCAGCAGCAGCAGCAGCAGCAAUGGAGAGAGCCCAGUGCACCAUCGGAGGAGGCCUGAGCAAACUUACUACCGCCGCAAACCUAGCUACCAGAAGGAGCUACCUCAGGGAUAUGCUAGCCAGGAAAAGACUGUUACCAUAAAAAAGGAACCAAAGGAAUCUUUGGGAAUAACUAUUGGAGGUGGAAGGGAUAAUAAGAACAAACUGCCUGUUUAUGUGACAAGUGUGCAGCCCAUUGGAUGCCUCUUCAGGGAUGGCAGGAUCAAGAGAGGAGAUGUGCUCUUGAGUAUAAAUGGCAUUGAUUUGACUCAUAUGAACUACUAUGAAGCUGUGCCAGCACUUAAAUCCAAUGCUGCUUCCCAUGUACUGGUACUGAAAGCCCUGGAGAUCCUUGUACCAGAACCCACAGACUCAUCCUCUGAGAUAAGGGAACAAGGAUUCAGCUGGUCUCCCCUUUGGACCAUGUGGCUUGGACUACCUAGUAACCUCCACUGUUGUCAAGAUAUUAUCCUGCGUAAGACUAAUUCAGAAAGCUGGGGAUUCAGCAUUGUCGGAGGCUUUGAAGAAAGCAAAGGAAGCCAGCCGUUCUUCAUUAAAACCAUUGUGCCUGGAACGCCUGCUUUCCGAGACAGGAGACUGAAGUGUGGAGAUGAAAUUGUGGCAGUAAAUGGAGUACCUGCCAUAGGAAUGAGCAAUUCAGAGCUGAUCCCCAUGCUGAAAGAACAAAGGAACAAAGUCAUUCUUACUGUGGUGUCCUGGCCUGGAAGUCUUGUGUAAACACCAAAACAAAAAUGUGUAUUCACGAAAUCUGUGAGCCCCUCUGAUGCUAGUUUGCUUGAUCUGACAGCCCAUCAUGUGACACUUACUAAGGAAACCACGAACUCCUGGCACGGUGUGCACUAGACUUUCACUUCCUCUUUGAAGAAAACAUUUCCAUACUGUUCAGAAAGUUAAUGCAACUUGUGGAUGCAUCUGAUUUUUUAUUUUUAUUUUUUAGGUACAAUAUGCUAGCAGCUUGGAGCUGUAUCUUCACUAGCUUCUUGUACUGAUUAGAACUCAUCAUAAUUGUAGGGACAGUUAUUUUUCCCACGAUCCAAGAGGAAUUGUCCAUCUGCGUCUUGAGCUAUAGUUGUCAACUUUUUUCAGGUGAUGUUUUAAUUCCUGGUCAAACUAGUGUCCAUAAGAAAAAUCAAGUAACCUAGCAAGCUAACAUUUGCUGGCUGGCUGGCAUUCUUGGACACUUUAUUCAAGUCAUUGUCUUUGUUUUUAAAAGUUGCUAAUAAAAAUAAGGACAUGGACCAAUGAAA
This is a messenger RNA of Alligator sinensis (Chinese alligator), 2937 nucleotides long. RefSeq names its product ligand of Numb protein X 2-like. The record is from RefSeq and is a predicted model, not a curated record. Gene Ontology annotation, molecular function: ubiquitin-protein transferase activity; metal ion binding; protein binding. NCBI's taxonomy places the organism in Eukaryota, Metazoa, Chordata, Crocodylia, Alligatoridae. The transcript has 10 exons. Bases 20 to 2407 code for a protein of 795 amino acids.